AUGCAAUACAGGUUCCUACUAUCGACAAUCGUUCUUGUCGCGCUAUUAUCCUUCGCCAUCGCCAAAAAGAACUUUUAUCAGAUCCUUGGUGUUGAUAAAUCAGCAUCAGAUAAAGAGAUCAAAUCGGCGUAUCGUCAAUUAACGUUGAAGUACCAUCCAGAUAAGAACCCAGGAGAUGAUGAAGCCCAUGAAAAAUUUCUUGAAAUUGGUGAGGCUUAUGAAGUAUUGAGUGAUGCCACGAAACGGAAAAACUACGAUACGUUUGGUGAUCCUAAUGGACAGCCACAACAGCACAAUUUCGACUUUGGUGAUAUCUUUGGUCAAUUCUUUGGUGGAGGACAUGGUGGUGGUGGCAGCGGAGGUCGCCGUGGCCAGCCACAAGUGAAGCGUGGUAAUGAUGCCAAUGUCGAUCUUCAUUUAUCAUUAAAGGAUUUCUAUCGUGGUAAAUUAGUGGCGUUUGAUGUUGCUAUGCAAAAUGAGUGUGAGAAAUGUGGUGGGACUGGAUCAAAAGAUAAACAACGCCACACGUGUGAAAGAUGUCAAGGUACGGGGCAAAUUGUUGUUCAACAUCAACUAGCACCGGGAUUCUCCCAACAAGUCCGUAUGGCGUGUGAUGUAUGUCGAGGUACUGGAAGACUGGUUAAGAAUGCAUGUAAGACGUGUAAUGGGGAAGGUGCAGUGCGUGGUCCACGACAUUAUGACGUCCAUUUGGAACGAGGACAAAAUCGAGAUUCUGCAAUUAGGUUAGAAGGCGAAGGAGACAAGAGUCCCGAAUGGGUUCCUGGUGAUUUAAUCGUCAAGUUUAGAGAAAAGUUUACUGAGAGCUGGGGGUAUAGAAGAAUUGGCGACAAUUUGUAUCGUACAGAGGUGUUGUCGUUGAAGGAAGCGUUGCAAGGUGGGUGGGAGAGACAUGUGCCAUUCCUUGGUGGAGACGAAGAUGAUGACGAGUAUAGAGAAGUGGUGUUGAAGCGUGCUCAAGGUGAGAGUGUAAUGGAUGGACAAAUCGAAGUGGUUGAAGGUUAUGGUAUGCCAUUGGUGACGGAUCAUGAUGAAGACGAUAAGUUUGGUGAUUUGUAUAUUGAGUACAAGGUGGUGAUACCAGGUGGUGGUGAUGCUAAGGCUAAGAAAAGUGUAAAGAAGGAUGAGUUGUGA
Messenger RNA from Lodderomyces theae, 1152 nucleotides. RefSeq lists its product as uncharacterized. Gene Ontology annotation, biological process: protein refolding; response to heat. Lineage: Eukaryota; Fungi; Ascomycota; Pichiomycetes; Serinales; Debaryomycetaceae. Gene Ontology annotation, molecular function: ATP binding; Hsp70 protein binding. The record is from RefSeq and is a predicted model, not a curated record. The transcript has a single exon. Gene Ontology annotation, cellular component: cytoplasm. The coding region runs from base 1 to 1152 and encodes 383 amino acids.